Messenger RNA from Papaver somniferum (opium poppy), 1207 nucleotides. RefSeq names its product NADH dehydrogenase [ubiquinone] 1 alpha subcomplex assembly factor 2-like. The coding region runs from base 217 to 765 and encodes 182 amino acids. Gene Ontology annotation, biological process: mitochondrial respiratory chain complex I assembly; response to oxidative stress. NCBI's taxonomy places the organism in Eukaryota, Viridiplantae, Streptophyta, Magnoliopsida, Ranunculales, Papaveraceae. The transcript is spliced from 8 exons. The record is from RefSeq and is a predicted model, not a curated record. Gene Ontology annotation, cellular component: membrane.
UUCGAAAUAUUGCCAAAUACGACGCUUCUUCUUUUUUCAUUUCCCGUGGAGAAAAAACUGAAAGAGAUAUACAGUAGGUGUUCUAAGAACACAUAAGAGCUAGAAAUCAGAAACAUUCUUUUUGGUUUCAGUUGUAUUUUUGUCAAUCUGUCGUUUCAAGAGAUGAGAAACGGAUUUAUUAUUAUCGGUUGAAUAACUUCGUUAAAAGAGGGAAGAAUGUCGAAGCUUUUCUCAAGGUUAACCGGUUUCUUUACCUCUCGAAAUCUCGCCGGAGUUGAUAAAUCAGGGAAUCGAUAUUUCACUCUGCAAGAAAAUGUUGAUGGAAUCAUGAAAGAAAAGAGAUGGGUGAAAUUCAAAGCAGAGGAUGACCCUACCUCCAUUCCAGUUGAGUGGAUCUGCUGGUUGAAUGGACAAAGAAAGAAAGCUCCAACGGAUCAGGAAAUGGCUGAUCUGGAGGCAAGGCGUGAACGUGUUAAACUUAAUAUUGCCACUCUUAAGAAAGAAGAGGAGGAAAGGAAAUCCAAAGAGGGAAAAAUUAAACGAAGCAUAAGCACUGAUAAAGUUGGAGGUCCCGACUUGAAGAGUUUCAUUCGGCAGUUUCCAAAUUCAUCAGGAGAAGAUAUUCAGUAUGGUGUUAAUUCAACAGGAGAUGGGAAAAAGGAACAAACAAAUGCAGCUGAUGAUAACACCGACAGUUCCAGGUCUACAGAACCAACAGGAACUGGCAAAUCCUACAAACCAGGGACAUGGCAACCACCAACAUGACACAACUCAUGCAGUUCACCAACUGGGCUUCUUAGCGGACUCUUAUUCUUCCUGGAGGGCUGUAAUCUAGGUUCAGAUUUAUUUUCCCUAUUGGUCAAUGAUUGUACCUUGUACCCAAUAAAAUCAUUGUUGCAUCACUCCAUCUGAGAAGAUAGCUACUUCCCAAACGCCUGCCUUAGGUUUUUUGAGCAUGUACAUCUCGUCUGAUGUUGUAAUCUCAAAGUGAUUUCACAAGGGCUAGAUAGUUUAGAUUGUUAUUCAAAAUUUUUGACGAGUCCCCAUGAAUGAAUGUAUUAUCACCAGGAUUGAUUGGAUCUAUUAUUGUACCUUUCAUUUGAAUCAGUGGACAGUGAAGAGAAGGAUGUAAAUUUGAAUGAUCUGUUGGAUAUGGUUUGAACUUUGAAUUUGUGAUCAUAUAGUCCUAGUUCUGUUGCUUCACAGU